This is a messenger RNA of Armigeres subalbatus, 1179 nucleotides long. RefSeq lists its product as uncharacterized. The record is from RefSeq and is a predicted model, not a curated record. The transcript is spliced from 4 exons. Gene Ontology annotation, cellular component: nucleus; transcription regulator complex. The coding region runs from base 186 to 1073 and encodes 295 amino acids. Gene Ontology annotation, biological process: regulation of transcription by RNA polymerase II. NCBI's taxonomy places the organism in Eukaryota, Metazoa, Arthropoda, Insecta, Diptera, Culicidae. Gene Ontology annotation, molecular function: DNA binding.
AUAAAUCUGACAGUGUGUUAUGGGAUUUCGCUGUGGAGCGACUGAAAGGUUCGGUUGGUGCCUAUGUUUUUCGCCACAGGAGUGAAAAGAGACAUUCGUGCCUUAUUUGAGAGCUACGCCUGUCCACAGUUUUACUUCGUCGCUUUGAGAUAACAUUCUGGUAAUUUGUCUAUUGACCAGAAGACAUGAACCAGCAAUUGCUGCAUCAGCAGCAGCAGCAGCUUCACCAACAGCAGCGGCGACGCCAAUCGCUACUCACCAAAAACGUUCAGGAGGAGUACCUGAUUAAACAGGUUGAGCUGCAUCCGGUCCUGUACGACAAAUCUUUGAAAGCCUAUCGCAAACCAGGAGCAACGGAUAAUGCAUGGGUAGUCAUUGCCGAUUCUCUUGGCGUGAGAGUGGAAGACUGUAAAAAACGAUGGAAAAGUUUGAGGGACACAUUUAUAAAGUACUUUCGACAGGAAAUACUGGCGUCGAGUAUGCCGGGUAUGAAACGGAAGAAAUGGGUUUACUUUGAGCAUAUGAGCUUUCUGCGUGGCCACGUUGAACUCUACGGAAUCUCGGAGACGGAUUCGAUUCCCAGCGAUAAGGAAACUGUUGUACCUGAACCUAGCAGUGCCAUUCAUAUACAGAACUAUGUUGGCACCGAUCAAUCGGAGUAUCUCACCAGCGACGAAGGAGUGGAAGAGCAGUACGAUGACAAUACUGAGUACAUUUAUGAAGAAGUUGAAGAAGCUUCUGCCUACGCGAUCGAAACGAAACCGAAUCGGGUGGAAAACAUCAGCGGUGAGCAGGAGACAAUGUCGACCACUAUGAUAGACGAUGGCCACGAACUGGUGGACCUUAGUCAGGAGGAGGUUCGGGAAACCAUCACUGUUCCCGUGGUAGCACCGGUGGAGAAAGUCACAGAAAUACCUGGCCAAGCGGCAUCCAUCACGGAUCCAGAUGAAAGAUUUCUGCUGAGCUGUGCUCCUGUGCUGAAGAGGCUGUCGACGCAAAAGAAUGCUCUUCUGAAGCUAAAGAUUCAGCAAUUACUGUAUGAGGUUGAAUUCGGUGACAGCGAUGUCGGGUAACGUUCAAAGGGUUCGAAUGCAAUGGAAUGUACUCUAGUCAAAUAAUUAGAUUUAAUUAAUUUAAGGCAUUUUUUAAAUAUGCGAAUAAACUGAUUAGUAACUAUUA